Molecule: messenger RNA, 420 nt
Organism: Musa acuminata AAA Group (dessert banana)
Lineage: Eukaryota; Viridiplantae; Streptophyta; Magnoliopsida; Zingiberales; Musaceae
Exons: 2
Coding region: 1-420 (139 amino acids)
Molecular function (GO): electron transfer activity
Source: RefSeq, a predicted model, not a curated record
AUGGCGAUGGCAGCGGCGUUGGUGGUGUUCCUGCUCGCCGCCGGCGUUGGGCGGUCGGAGAGUGCGGUUUACAAGCAACGCAUUGUGUGUCUGUCGGCAGUGUUCGACUACAGCAAGAACAUCCAUAACGUGCUUGAGGUGAGCAAGGCGGACUACGAUGCAUGCACCGCUACGUCUCCGAUGGCCACAUACACCUCCGGCAAUGACUCCAUCGCCAUGAAGACCAAAGGCCACCGCUACUUCAUCCAUCUGUGGCAUCCCGGGCCACUGCAGCGCCGGCCAGAGGGUGGACAUCCAAGUCUCCAAGCCAUCAUCAUCUGCUGCCCCUUCCACCUCCACCUCCGCCCCUGCUUACCCUCCUUCCCGUGUCGGCAGCAGCAGCGGAGGCAUCUCCACGCCGGCAGCUGCCCCUCGGUCUAG